Molecule: messenger RNA, 2751 nt
Organism: Fundulus heteroclitus (mummichog)
Lineage: Eukaryota; Metazoa; Chordata; Actinopteri; Cyprinodontiformes; Fundulidae
Product: elongation of very long chain fatty acids protein 4
Exons: 7
Coding region: 324-1238 (304 amino acids)
Biological process (GO): very long-chain fatty acid biosynthetic process; fatty acid elongation, saturated fatty acid; sphingolipid biosynthetic process
Cellular component (GO): endoplasmic reticulum membrane; endoplasmic reticulum
Molecular function (GO): fatty acid elongase activity
Source: RefSeq, a predicted model, not a curated record
UCCUCAGUGCUCAGGAGGUUGGAGGAAGAUGAUGAUGCGGCCGAGCGGACCUCGUGCGUCGCGCGCUACUCAUUAGACGUAGAUUUUUUUUCUUUCACUUGCCUUGUCUAGUUUCUUGCCAAAUAUAUACAUAUUGCUGCUCAAUGUGGAGGUGCGAGAGGAGCGACGCAGAAACUGAGUAGGUGCGACGUCAGAGAAGCAGAAGAAGAGAGGAAAGGAGAGGAAGAGGGGGCGAAGUGAACGGGGCUGGGCAUCAAAUUGUACCGGAUGUCAUUAUACUCUGUUAAAUACCAAGGACUUUAAUCACGACCAGCGGUACAGCUAUGGAGGUUGUAACACAUUUUGUGAAUGACACAGUAGAGUUUUAUAAAUGGAGCCUUACUAUAGCAGACAAGAGGGUGGAGAACUGGCCGAUGAUGUUCUCUCCCUCUCCCACACUGGCCAUCAGCUGCCUGUACUUGAUCUUCCUGUGGGCGGGGCCUAGGUACAUGCAGGACCGCCAGCCCUUUACGCUCAGGAAGACCCUCAUAGUGUACAACUUCAGCAUGGUGGUCCUCAACUUCUAUAUCGCCAAAGAGCUCCUACUAGCAUCAAGAGCCGCUGGGUACAGCUACCUGUGUCAGCCUGUCAACUACUCAAAUGACGUGAAUGAAGUCAGGAUAGCAUCUGCUCUUUGGUGGUACUACAUCUCCAAAGGUGUGGAGUUCCUGGAUACGGUCUUUUUUAUACUGAGGAAGAAGUUCAACCAAGUCAGCUUCCUCCACGUCUACCAUCACUGUACCAUGUUCAUCCUGUGGUGGAUCGGUAUCAAGUGGGUCCCUGGUGGACAGUCGUUUUUCGGUGCAACCAUCAACUCUUCCAUCCACGUGCUCAUGUACGGUUACUAUGGCCUCGCCGCCUUGGGACCUCACAUGCAGAAGUACCUCUGGUGGAAGAAAUACCUCACCAUAAUUCAGAUGAUCCAGUUUCAUGUAACCAUCGGCCACGCCGGUUAUUCCCUCUACACUGGCUGCCCGUUCCCCUGCUGGAUGCAGUGGGCGCUGAUCGGCUACGCCGUCACGUUCAUCGUCCUCUUCGCCAACUUCUACUACCACGCGUACCGACGCAAACCUUCGUCGCAGAAAGGCGGCAAGCCAGUAGCCAACGGCACUUCGGCUGUGACCAACGGCCACAGCAACAUGGAAGAAGUGGAGGAAAACGGAAAGAGGCAAAAGAAGGGAAGAGCGAAAAGGGAGUGAAGAAGAAAGGGGGGGGCGCGUGCCUGGCAACGAUCUGCAAGUGGACGUAGAUGGAGGGAGGGGAGAAAUCAACCAGACAAUCAUUUCUGCAGAUAAUGUAGAUUAACGUGAUUCGGGACCAACGUGAGAAGAACAGUGGGUGUCAGUGUGUAUUUAUGGGCAAGUCUGUAAAAGCUUCUGGUUUUAGGCGGAAAACAGUCGUGUUGUUUUGUCUCCAUAUCAUUUUUUUUUUUUAUGAAGAAAAGCAAAAUGCUGAUCACAUAGGCUCCACGCUAUUCUGUCCAGCUGUGUUUUGGACCCUGUUAGGACCAAAAUGUCACAGAGGAUGCAAACAUGCUCAGCAUCCACAACCAAAAUUCACCUCCAACUUUUGUACUCUGGAUUCUAACACUGCUAUAUCUGAAAGCUUGAAUAGUUAAUGUGCUAUCUUAUUUACUAGUGCUCUAAAUAAAUUUUGAUUACUUUAAGUGUUACCAGAAGAUUUUUUUUUUGCUAUCUUGAUUUGUUUCGUGGGGGGGGUGGGGGGGCAUUUUGUUUACAGAUGCAGUUGAUUUGAAUACGGCUAUCAAAGGAAACUACACAACCCUCACGCCUGCCAUCUGUUGUAUUUUGCAUUGCCUUGUAAAAGUAUUAAUAUCCCCUGUGUUAUUUUUUUUUAGAACCACAAACUUCUGUAAUCUAUCGAGAUUUGAUAUGUCAUAGAUCAACACAAAGUGGCAUGUAUUCCUGAAAGAGAAUCAAAAUAUUUCAUGAUUACUUCAUUUGGAAAAUUGCAGAUGAUGCCUUUUGCGGUUGUCUUUUAAAAGUGGCUUUUUAUUUCCACUCUUCCAUAAAGACAAUCAUCUGUGAGAAGCACAACUAACGGUUAUUCCACCUGAGCUGUGGCAUUCUGCUGCUCCUCCAGAGUUCAUGUUGGGCCUCUUGGCUCCUUUUUGAUUCAUACUUCCCUUGAAAAUUGGAAAGAAAGGGGAAAAAAUACAUGUCUCCAAUUCCUUCUACUUUUGAAUUUCUCUAUGCUUUCUGUUGAUCCCUCACAUAAAACAAAUUGAAGUUUGUGAUUGUGACUUGACAACUUAAAAAUGUCAAGACCAAUGAAUACUUUUGCAAAGCACUGUUGCUACUUUACGGUCAUCUGCAGCAUCUACCAGUGACACUAUGGAUAGUGCAAUGUUUUGCAAAGAAUAAAUUGCUGCAUUUAUAGAUUAAUAUGCGACUACGUUGCUGAUUCAAAAGACUUGGGAUUAAAACUUAGGGUAGUUCUUUAAAUCUUUCGGAAAAUGUUGUCGACUCUGUAACAAUACAUUUCUUUUAAGGGUCUUCACAAAUUAUUUCUGCUGUGCGUCAUAGAUGAGUUUGAAGGAUAUUGUCUCACUGCCACUUAGAAGCAAGGGGAAAUGCAUCCCAAAGGAAACGCUUUUUUAAAGAUAUUAAGAAUUUUAUUGUUUUGUUUAAAGAAAGGUGACUGCUUCCUGGCUUCACAAUUAAAUGAAAUAAAUAAACUGUCAGCACUGUC